This is a messenger RNA of Alexandromys fortis (reed vole), 1003 nucleotides long. RefSeq names its product chromosome unknown C5orf58 homolog (gene CUNH5orf58). The coding region runs from base 450 to 920 and encodes 156 amino acids. The transcript is spliced from 2 exons. NCBI's taxonomy places the organism in Eukaryota, Metazoa, Chordata, Mammalia, Rodentia, Cricetidae. The record is from RefSeq and is a predicted model, not a curated record.
UGUACUUCAUAUAGCACAGUGUGGUGGUUUAUACAUUUUUAGAUAUACCCUUGUCAACAAAUUCUAUGUAAUCACAUCAACUUUUCAUUUUAAAGAAAUUGCAAGUGGGCACUGUCAUUCAAGAGUCAAGACACUGGCUAAACAUGAAAUUAGGAAAGGUCCCACACGGUUGCUAAAUUGUAAGGUAGUUUGUAAACGCUGAGGAUUUCUGUAGAGGGGACUUUGUUUCUAUUGUAAGGGCCCCAUCUUGUGGAUGUGGUUUGAUAGAGAAGGAACUUCACCCCAAGAAUUCCAGAUGCAGUUGUUUCCAGAUACAAUUCCACUUGAAACCUGGAAAGACAAAACCAGUUGAUGCUUCCCUAGGUUGUAGCUGACCUAACCAUUUAGGAAAGACAAUGAUUUUAGUUUAAAUUUUUCUUUUAUAAGUUACAUUAUUUUUUUAAGUACACAUGACUAUUUUUAAAAAUAACUUUUUAAAAUUUAUUUUCAACUGUGUGUGUUUGUGCCAUUUGUGCAUGGGUAUCUGGAAAGGCCAGAAGAGGCCAUUGGGUCCCCUGCAGCUGUGGGAGUCUGAUGCCCAGUGUCAGUGUUGGGAACUGGAUUUAGAGUCACCUCACCAGCCUCCCACGAAAAUAGCUCUGCUCUGUACACCAUUCCGGUUUCUCUUUUAUAACCAGAUGUUGAAGAAUAAUCAUCAUGACCUCAAGCAAAGAGUGGAAGCCAUGAUUAAGAACAUUAAUACAAUUUCUUUGGAGAUGAAGAAGAUGAAAGAACUCUCCCAUAUCCUGCUGUGUGACCUCAAUCUCCAUUUUGGCCAGCCCAAGAAGACUGAGGACCCCAAGGAAGCAGAAACAAGCCACUCACUUGAAGAGACUGAGAUACCAGAUGGAGCCCUUGCUUCUAUCAGUUUACCUGACUGAAAUUUUUCUAUUUGUUUUAAAUUUCUGGUUUUGUUGACUUAAAAAUCUAGAAUAACUAAGUUUAUUAGUGUAAUUUAAAACAG